Messenger RNA from Guillardia theta CCMP2712, 978 nucleotides. RefSeq lists its product as hypothetical. The transcript is spliced from 11 exons. NCBI's taxonomy places the organism in Eukaryota, Cryptophyceae, Pyrenomonadales, Geminigeraceae. Bases 1 to 978 code for a protein of 325 amino acids. The record is from RefSeq and is a predicted model, not a curated record.
AUGCCCUAUGACGAUCGUUAUCGCCAGACCUCGGUCGCUGCUUGCAUGCAAGAAUGUGAUAUGCUGCUGGAGAAUCUCCGCGUUCUCAAGUACGAGAAGCUCAGCAUCGAGAAGCUUCUGAUGGAUGCAGUGGGAAGAGUGCGAGCGAGUCUCCUGACGGCGGAUCAAAGGAGCGUGCUCGAGCAGCAACUCCAUCAGAUUCCCCAGGAUCGUCCAGCUGAAGUAGCGAGCGCGGCGUUGGAGUUCCUCACGAGGUGCCUGUCGCAAGAAUCUAUCGACAAGCAUCACUACAUGUCGCAGGUCUACCAGCAGAGCAAGGUGGUGGACGAGCACGAGAGGAGGAUCGAGACGCUGCAGAGCCAGCUCAACUCACUGCAGGCGCCUCCUGCCAAGAAUUCCUCCCUCGACAAGAGGCUCCACGAGCUGACCACUCAGAACACGUCCUACCGCGUGGAGCAAGAAAGAUUCGCGGGGGAGCGGAAGACUCUGGAGGAAGAGAUCAAAAAGCUGCAGAACCUCCUCGAGGACCAGCACUCACAUGUCAGCGUCCUCAAAGAUGAGCUCUCCAAGCAGUACGCCAACAACAUCCGCAUGAAGGCCAACAUGACAAAAGACAGCUCUACGCGAUCAGAGCUGCACAUCAGUGAUGGCCUGCCGCGGGGCGACAAGCUCCCGUCACACUUUCAACCGGCAGAGGACACGCACUCGCCCUCGCCUGACGCUUCUCCUCCCUCCUCGAGCGACAGCCUCACCGACGUUGACAAGCACAGGAUGGGACGAGGUGCCAUCGCUCCUCGUCCUGCUCGCAAGAACGUUGACCACCGUGAGGUUAGCUCCAAGUCCACUGGUAGCUGGGGGAGAAAGAGCGACAAGACGAGAAUGCGAGGAGAGAGUCUGACCGAGUUCAAGAAUGAACGGGAGGAGAAAGUCGAUGCUCGAUCGCUGCUCAAGCGCUUCAUCGCUGACUCAGCCAAGUGA